Molecule: messenger RNA, 2174 nt
Organism: Papaver somniferum (opium poppy)
Lineage: Eukaryota; Viridiplantae; Streptophyta; Magnoliopsida; Ranunculales; Papaveraceae
Product: MDIS1-interacting receptor like kinase 2-like
Exons: 2
Coding region: 31-2094 (687 amino acids)
Biological process (GO): protein phosphorylation
Molecular function (GO): protein binding; protein kinase activity; ATP binding
Source: RefSeq, a predicted model, not a curated record
CCAGACGGUUUUGGUCCUCGUGUUCUCACAAUGGCAAGUUUCUCAUUCAACAACUUCUCGGGCAAGUUUCCUCCCUCCAUUUGCAAAGGAGGGAAACUCACAUACUUGACAGCAAAUGGAAAUAAGCUAGAUGGCCCCAUUCCCGGAAGCUUUAGAAACUGCAGUGGAUUAAUCAGAGUCCGUCUUGAGAACAACCUUCUAGAAGGAGACACCACAGACGCAUUUGGUGUUUACCCAACUCUACAUUUCAUCGACUUGAGUAGAAACCGAUUGUCGGGAAAAUUAUCACCAAACUGGGGAGCAUGCACCAAGCUUACGCACUUCAGAAUAUCAGAAAACAGGAUAUCAGGUGACAUCCCACAAGUUCUUGGAAGCUUAACGUCUCUGCGAGUUCUUAGCCUUUCAUUCAAUGAAUUAUCUGGACCCAUUCCUGUGGAUCUCUUCAAUCCAGCUUCAAAUAUAUACAAGCUGAAUUUGAGCAGAAAUCAGCUCUCAGGGAAGAUACCCACACAGAUUGGAAAUUUAUCACAUCUGAGUGACUUGGAUUUGUCCGAGAACAAUCUUAGUGGGCCUGUACCAGGGGAAAUCGGGAACUGCCAAAGCUUAAUGUCUUUAAAAUUGAGUAAUAACAAGUUAAAUGGAUCAAUUCCUCACCAGGUGGGGAAUCUAGUGGCGUUGCAAACUAUUCUUGACCUCAGUCAAAAUGAACUCAGUGGAGAAAUAUCACCACAGCUUGGGAAUUUAGGAAAGCUGGAAAUUUUAAGCCUUUCUAACAACAGGCUUUCGGGUUCGAUACCUUCUGCUCUAGAGCGUAUGGUAAGUCUUCAAUCUAUUGAUCUCUCAAAUAAUGAACUUGAGGGUCCAGUUCCAGAUGUCAGGGUCUUCAAACAAGAUCCGACUAAGGCAUUGGGAGGUAACCCAGGUCUCUGCAGCGAUGACUUCAAAAUUUUUAAGCCUUGUAGAAUUAACUCUCCAUCUAAUGACGAAAACAGCAAAAAAUGGUUGAAACCGGUAACUGUUGUGGUUGUUCCAAUUGUUGCAGCUUUGUUUCUUCUAUUAAUUAUGUUUGGAGUAUUUCUCUGCUGCCGCACACGAGUUAAUGCAGCCCAUGACUCAGGAGGCAACAGAUCAUUUUCAGCAUGGUACUUCAAUGGGAAUAUAGUGUUCAAGGAUAUUGUUCAAGCAGUAGAAAAUUUCGAUGAAAAAUACUGCAUAGGAAAAGGUGGGCAAGGAAGUGUGUAUAAAGCAAUACUACCGCUAGGUGUAAUUCUUGCUGUAAAGCAACUCCAUAAUUCAGCAACAGGAUCAUCAUCCAAUGAAUACUGUUCUGAGGGAAAAACUCACAUUAAGAGUUUUGAAUCUGAAAUUCAUGCACUAGAAAAUGUACGGCAUCGGAAUAUUGUGAAAUUUUACGGCUUCUCCUCAACGAAAGGUUGCAUGUUUCUAAUUUAUGAGUAUGUGGAAAGGGGUAAUUUGGCAAAUUACUUGCAUGGAGAGGAAGAAGCAAAGAUGCUAGACUGGUCAAUGAGGUUGGACAUAAUUAAAGGUGUGGCUCAUGCUUUAUCGUACUUGCACCAUGACUGCACUCCUCCAAUCGUGCACCGCGAUAUAACAGCAAAUAACAUCUUAUUAGAUUCAGAUUUCACAGCUAAGGUUUCAGACUUUGGGACUGCAAGGUUUUUAAAACAGGACGAGUCUAACUGGACAACACCAGUGGGAUCGUAUGGAUACAUUGCGCCAGAGCUUGCUUUUACAAUUAGGAUGACAGUGCAAUGCGACAUAUUCAGUUUUGGAGUUGUAGCAUUGGAAAUAUUAUUUGGAAAACACCCAGGAGAAUACCUCUUGCAACUACAAUCCAAUAGACAUGAUCUACUUCUCAUUGAUGUGCUAGACAAGCGAUUAACACUUCCCAACAAUACUAUUGCACAAGAGGUCGUGACAGCAGUAAUCCUUGCUUUGGCGUGUGCACGUGUAUCUCCUAUAUCUAGACCGCCAAUGAAUCUCGUGUGUCAAAUGCUCUCGGAACAUGCAUUACUUCCCAUCUAUGAGGAAUUUCAAUUGCUCACAUUGCAGAAACUUAUGAAUACUUUGUAAUUAAGUUCAUCUAGCUAAUACCAACAAAAUAAAAGAACGUUCAAAUCUUUUUUAUUUGAUUUGUAUCUGCCUAAUUCGAG